AUGAUACAAUUAGUACUCCGUCUUAUACUAACUUUAAUAUUGUUUGAGUACCCGUUAAAGACACUCUCAACAGAUCCAUUUGUAUGUCCAACUUCUGCUUAUCAGACAUUCAAUUAUUCCGUAAAUUGGUUCAGCGGUUCAUUAAAUUGCUUUUCUGCUGGAGCCCAAGUGCCCGAUAUUCAAGUGUAUGCUUUAAAUAAUCACACAUAUAUAUUGCGUGAAAAUAAAUGUAUUAAUUACGAAGCUCCAUUUAUGUAUGUUCUGUUCAGCAAUACAACUGUUUUGCUGAUCGAUAGUGGAGCAACCAUUCCAUCAUCAAGUUUUCCAAUACAAAAACAUGUUGAAACAUUGAUAACACAAUGGUGUGUAAAAAAUGGUAAACAACGUGUAGACCUUGAAUUAAUGGUUGCUCAUACUCAUGCACAUACCGAUCAUAUCGCUGGUGAUCAACAGUUUAAAGGUCAACCCCAUACAACAGUUGCUGGUACGAGUGUCAAAGAAGUUCAAGAAUUUUUCGAUUUAACGAAUUGGCCAUACACAACUGGAACUUUCAAUUUGGAUCAAAACAGAAUUCUCGGAAUAAUUCCUAUUCCAGGGCAUGAACGUAGUUCAAUCGCGUUUUACGAUUGUGCAACUGGAAUUUUGUUUACGGGAGACUCUUUAUAUCCUGGUAGGCUAUAUAUCUCAAAUUUUACUGAAAAUGUAGAAUCUAUUGCACGCUUAGCAGACUUUGCUAAAACAGGUGAUCAACGAAAUGUAAAUGUUACGUUGAUUUUGGGCGCACAUAUCGAAAUGACAUCCAGAAAACAAAUUGAUUAUCCGACAGGUUCAACUAAUCAGCCUUCGGAACAUGCGUUACCAUUAAAUAUACAGCAUUUAUUUCAAUUAAACUCAGAACUAAAACAACAAGCAGCAGAUGGACUCACUAAGAGGCAUACAGCUUAUUUAGAUGAUUUUAUUAUCUCUCCAAAGCCUUCGGAAUUGCCAUCACUUCCUCCAAGCGGUCGCAUCUCGUCCCACGGGAUGAUCUUGUUACCUUUAAGUGAACCGUCCACUGUAUGGCUGUCCCACGUACCCAUGUUUGAUAUGCCUCAUGAUUACCAGAUUGUUCUAACAGCACAUAUUACUAGUUCAACCAUUGAACCACCACCACUACCGACAAAUACGAGCUUACUUGGUACUUUGUGGACAAUAGUACCUGAUCGAUGGUCAUUGAAUAAGUUUAUUAACGGAAAUAUAACCAUCUUUGACGCUCAGUUAUUCAAAGGCAAUUCUGAACUAAGUGGCAUAUAUCUUUGUAAUAUAACAUUAAAUGUUAUUCAGCUAUUGACAAUAUCACAUUUGAAUUCAACCGAAAUUGAACCAUAUCAGUCUCUAAGAUAUUUUAGUUAUUCGCAAUUAUCAUCAAAUAAUUUCAUCAUUCACUUAUAUCUAUUACAUCAGAUCCGAAUUACUCCUGAUUUUGAUUCGGUUGUACAUGUUGUAAUUGAUAUAAGCACAGAUUGUACAAGUGGCGCUAGUACAAAUCAAACAUUAUUAUACGAAAUUGUUACCAAUCCAAAUAUUGAAUGGGCAUUUCCUGGACGUGAAAAUAAAUUAAAAAAUCGUCUCACGUCGUCGGAUGACCAUGCUCGAGCACAACUACUAGGUGAUCCUUAUAGUACAGUAUGUACAAUGAAAAUCAUCGAAGAACUUAGUUGCUUAAUUGGACCAGGCUUUUUUACUGAUUGCGAAACUUUGGAUUAA
Didymodactylos carnosus is the source of this 1746-nucleotide messenger RNA. The record is from the annotation of a GenBank genome assembly. NCBI's taxonomy places the organism in Eukaryota, Metazoa, Rotifera, Eurotatoria, Philodinida, Philodinidae.